AUGAUCAGAAUGUUCCUGGCACACCCGGCAACCUCACUGGCACAGCUGUCCUCCACCCGCGUUUUCUUCUGCCUCCUCCUGUGCAUCCCUCCUGUGUGGACCUCCUGCCCCCAGCCCUGCCAGUGCACAGACCACUCAGGAGCCAUGGCUGUGCUGUGCAGCUCAAAGCAUUUGGAUGAAAUCCCAAAGGACAUUCCCAAAGAUGCUGUGUUUGUGAAACUCGAUGCAAAUAAAAUCACCCAGAUCCCCAACAACGCAUUCAAACAUCUGAACCACUUGGAAGAGCUGGACCUCUCCAGAAACGCCAUUGAGAAGAUAGACAUGGCAGCUUUCAGAGGGGUGGCAGACGGGCUGCGGACACUGGAUCUUUCCAAUAACCUUAUUCAGAGUAUUCCCAAGGAAGCCUUAGUCAAACUGAAUGCUAAGAUCCGCCUGUCCAAUAACCCGUGGCACUGCGAGUGCGCUUUGCAGGAGGUGCUCUCGGAAGUGAAUUUAGAUCCCGAGUCAGUGAACGAGAUCACCUGCCAAACCUCUGUGCGCGAAGAAUAUGUCGGGAAACCUUUGAUCCAGGUCCUGGACUCUGGCGUCAAUUUCUGUAACAUCCAUCAAAAGACCACAGAUGUCGCCAUGUUCAUCACCAUGUUUGGCUGGUUCACCAUGGUCAUCACCUAUGUGGUGUAUUACGUUCGACACAACCAGGAAGAUGCCAGGAAGCACCUGGAGUACCUUAAAUCACUGCCUAGCGCCCAGGUCCCCAAAGAGACCAUCAGCACGGUCCUGUAA
Molecule: messenger RNA, 783 nt
Organism: Emys orbicularis (European pond turtle)
Lineage: Eukaryota; Metazoa; Chordata; Testudines; Emydidae
Gene: LRRC3
Product: leucine rich repeat containing 3
Exons: 1
Coding region: 1-783 (260 amino acids)
Cellular component (GO): plasma membrane
Molecular function (GO): protein binding
Source: RefSeq, a predicted model, not a curated record